Molecule: messenger RNA, 2426 nt
Organism: Acipenser ruthenus (sterlet)
Lineage: Eukaryota; Metazoa; Chordata; Actinopteri; Acipenseriformes; Acipenseridae
Exons: 7
Coding region: 612-1370 (252 amino acids)
Molecular function (GO): calcium ion binding
Source: RefSeq, a predicted model, not a curated record
AUGCAUAAGGGAACCGCAAUGUGUGUUAUUAACUAAGGGACGCCGUGUAUUCCUAUAGGUGUACGGUUACAUGCGAUUCAUUUCAAACGAAACAAAACCUUGUGUGUGUGUUGAAGUACAAACUAUAGUAGUGGUUUUGACUUGGGGUAUAAGAAGCCUGGUUUUUACAGUGGUAAGCAAGUCAUAAAGAUACGUGUUGCGGUAUUUCUCUAUACUAUAACAACGUCAUACUAAUUGGAGUUGGUUUAUUACAGUAGCUAAAGCAUGCAUUUAUAUUUAAAGCGUCUGUGGCCCCCAUUGUAAAAUACAAGUACAACACUGAUUAUAAGAAAUAAAUACAUCUCUAUUAAUCUGAUAGUAAUUAUGCCUUCCUCAUUAGGUAUGUUAGGCUGGGCUACUGUCGUCAUUUUCUGUAGUGUAGGAAUGUACAAAUAAAACAAAAGCAAUCAAAUGAUAUACAAACACGCACAUAGACAUUACAUAUUAUAUCAGUUAGCAUUUCUUUAUUUGUGUUUGCUUCUAAUGGAAUUUUGCAUAGAGCACAGUGACAGCAGGUGGACGGAAGUUGUAAAUGCAGCAAGGCCAGCACGGGACAUUGAAAACUAAUUUGCAUGCAGAACUGGACCAUGGUGAAAAAGGAAAUCGGCAGACCAGGCAACAAAAGCAGCCGCAAAUCAGCGAAGGGGAGCAGGAAAAAGAAGAAAGAGAAGAAGGAGAAAAAGGAGAGCGAGCCGCAGCCUGUCAGCCCACUCGUCUACAAUUCCCAUGUGGCGCUGGAGGAGCUGCUGGUAAAGCACCAGAGGAGCCCCGUGGAGGAAGGGAUCGGCAGUGUGAGAGCCGAACUCGCAGAGUACCAGGCCAGUAGGACGAAAGGUCAACAGAUCACAGUGAGGAUGGGACUGUCCCGUAAGAUCUGUCGCUUUGUGCUGCCCAUGGACAUGAAGGAGCUGGAAAACCUCACAGCCCUGGAGUAUCUGAGGAGAUACUGCUUCGUGUGCUCCAGGAGGCAAAACUACUACAAUAAGUCUUUCGACAAAUUCGACAGAGACAGGGAUGGGAUCCUCUCACUCAAGGAGAUGGAGCGCGCUCUGAAGGACGUCUACACUGAUGACAUCACCUCUGAGAAGGUGCAGGAGCUGGCAGAGCUGGUGCGGGCGGUCAGUGAGACGCAGUUCGACCGGCAGCUCUUCGGUGCCAUGUGUGCCCUCUCUGAGCGCCUGUUCUACACAUCCUUCGUAACUGAAGACACUGAGGACGCAGGGAACGGAGAGCGCCAUCGUGUUGAGGAGGCUGAUUUCUGCUCCCUGACGUCCCGGUUCAGAGGCUGCGAUAUCCAGGGUAACAUGAAGAGCCUUCUCAGCAUGCUGUAGACCACAGGAUGUGCCAACACUCAUCCGCUGAACAUUUAUUUGAAAUGUGUUUUCCAACGCUCACAGGAAGUAGUGUGACCGUACAGAACUCCAUGUUCACUGGGACGGUUUGGGCCAGGAUUCUUAACUCGCACCCCAGUGCAUUCUUGUAAGUGUGGUCCUGCUUCUCAACGAAAAGAAACAAACGAAAGGUAAAACGCCCCAGAAUGCAUUGCGAUGUGAGCUGAAGAGCCAAAACUGUCCCAAACUGUCCCGGUGAACAUUGAGUAACCCUAACAGGCAGGCUAAUUUGAAAUAGUCUGCAGCCGCAGUAGAUAACUGUUUGUCCCGGCUCCCCAGGUCAGUAAGACAGUACACGGAUACUCAAAACCGCUCAUUUCCACUGCCACUUGAUAUCGGGGCGUGCCUGCAGAAUGCCAGUAGCCAGCAGCUCCUCAGGGUGUAAAUGUCACCUCUGACGUCACUGUGCCGUACUGAAACAGGUUCCAGUGAAAAAGGCUCUGUUUAAAUACACAGUUGUGCCGUGAGCAACGAAGUGCAAACCAGCCACACCCCAUACCUGCGUGUUUCAAGGAUCACAGAGCUGUCUGAUUGAACAGCGUGCAUGAUCAGGAGUGUGGUUCAAUUCCCGCGAGCCCAGGUACAACUCAAUACAGUUACCCAUAGCAAACUGGGAGGAGUAAAUUCAGUAUAUUAACGUCUGCUGCUUGUCCAUCCCCCGUGGCAAUCAGAUAAUGACAUGAGCCUAAUGAUGCUAAAAAUCAAACGGGGGAAAUGUGACUGGAAAGAGACUUUGAAAAUAACUACAUUUUUUAUAUGUUUAAUAAGUGAAUAACAUUUUUUUUUUUAAAUUAAUGUUAUAAUCGUUUUAUGGGCCAAGGUGUUUACAAUAUACUUUAUUUAACAUUACAGUACAGGAUCUAAUGUUAGAAUAUUAUGUUAUGUACAGUAUAAACUUUGUCACCUUUUUAAUUAGCGUGUAUCUGCAUACAUACAAUCACAGCAAUUUCAUAAGAAAAAACCAUUUAAUAAAGCUUAAUUACAUGUUUAAAUGUA